AAUAAAUUAAUUAAAUAAUAAAUAAUGUUAGAUCUAAAAACUAGUUUUAUUGUAAUAGUUGUGCAAAUCUUAUGCUUUGAAUAUUGUUUGUCGCAAUUUAUAGUCAGACCGCCUAUAAGUCCCUUAGCAUCAAAUGAGACACCAAUUCCGGCCAACUAUUCAAUUAAAUAUUAUUCACAACUAAUCGAUCACUUUAAUUAUAUUAAUAACAAUCAAUUCAGGCAACGGUAUGUCAUAUCAACCGACCACUGGUGCGACGGGUGUCCCAUAUUUUUUUACGCCGGCAAUGAGGGCGAUAUAUUACUAUUGGCCAGAAUACAUGGCUUUCUAUGGGAAAGUGCCAAACAAUUCCGGGCAAUGGUUGUAUUUCUGGAGCACAGAUACUAUGGAGAGUCUGUGCCAUUUGGGAAGGUUGAUAAAAAUUUAACCAAAAUCGGUUAUCUAUCAGUUGAUCAGGCUUUGGCCGAUUUCGCAGACUUUAUUCAAGAUAUUAAAACCACAAUCCCGGGCGCACAAAAUAGUCCCGUGGUCGUAUUUGGUGGCAGUUAUGGCGGUAUGCUGUCCGCGGCGUUUAGACUCAAGUACCCGGGGCUCAGUGUGGGUGCGAUAGCGGCGAGUGCGCCAGUAUUAGGGGUGGAGGGUCUGGCCAAAAGUUGCGACGCCUACUCAAAGCUGGAGACCAAAGAUUUCACAGAAUAUUCUCCAAACUGUUCGCAAACUGUUAGAAAUUCAUGGGAAGCCCUCUUCCGUAUAGCCGGCACAGCCGACGGACGAAAGUGGUUGACCAACGAAUUUAAACUAUGCAAAGAGUUGGCCGCCGGCGAGGAGAUCCGGAUAUUUCAGUGGCUGAUGGUGGCCUGGUCUCACGUGGCCAUGGUUGAUUACUCAAACGAGGCCAAUUUAUUCUCCGAAUUACCCGCGUAUCCAUUGCGCGAAAUGUGCAAACAUAUGACAAAUCCGGGCGCCGAUGACCGGGGGCUGCUUAGCCAGGUGUAUGAGGCGGCCAACGUGUUUUAUAACUAUAAGGGUCUAUCAAAAUGCAACGAUUUAAACCCAAAUGGACCCGUCGACCCCACUGCCUGGGGCUUUCAGUCUUGCACCGAUAUAGUGAUGCCUUUCUGCACCAAUGGCAAGACUGAUAUGAUUGAACCGUUCGGCUAUGACUUUAAGGCAUACUCCGACCAAUGCUUUAGUCAGUAUGGCGUCCGUCCGGACCCGAGAAAAGCUAUGAUGUUAUGGGAAAAGCAGUCCCUCCGGAGGGCAACAAAUUUGAUAUUUAGUAACGGUUUGCGAGACCCUCACAGUAGUAACGGAGUAUUGGACUCAUUGUCCGAUUCGGUGAUAGCGUUGAAGAUCAGUCACGGCUGUCAUCACGAAGACCUCCGGCCCGCAGGCGUUAACGACACACAAGAGCUCAUUAAUGUCCGCAAUCAAGAGAAACAAUAUAUGAAACAAUGGAUUGAAGAGCACUACACAACAUUGAAUUACUUUCCUAAUGAAUGGCUUAACUAA
Medioppia subpectinata is the source of this 1512-nucleotide messenger RNA. NCBI's taxonomy places the organism in Eukaryota, Metazoa, Arthropoda, Arachnida, Sarcoptiformes, Oppiidae. The record is from the annotation of a GenBank genome assembly.